UGGGCCUCGGGGCAGACACAGAGGAGCGGUUGGUGGAGCAUCUCCUAAACCCAGCCCACUACAACAAACUGAUCCGUCCUGCGACUAAUGGCUCCGAGCUGGUUACUGUGCAGCUGAUGGUGUCAUUGGCACAACUCAUCAGUGUGCACGAAAGAGAACAGGUGAUGACCACCAACGUCUGGCUAACACAGGAGUGGCAGGACUAUCGUCUGACUUGGGUCCCUGAGGAGUUUGAUGGAAUGAUGAAGGUCAGGCUGCCCUCAAAACACAUCUGGCUGCCUGACGUGGUGCUCUACAACAAUGCUGAUGGGGUGUACGAGGUGUCGUUCUACUCUAACGCAGUGGUCUCAUACGACGGCAGUAUCUUCUGGUUGCCACCGGCAAUCUAUAAGUCUGCCUGUAAGAUCGAGGUCAAGCACUUCCCCUUUGACCAGCAGAACUGCACACUGCGCUUCCGCUCCUGGACGUACGACCGCACUGAGAUUGAUUUGGUGCUCCGUGCUGACGUGGCCAGCAUGGACGACUUCACGCCAAGCGGAGAGUGGGACAUCAUCGCCCUGCCAGGUAGACGAAACGAGAACCCAGCCGACCCCACCUACGUGGAUAUCACGUACGACUUCAUCAUUCGCAGAAAGCCUCUUUUUUACACCAUCAACCUCAUCAUCCCAUGCGUGCUCAUCACCUCGCUGGCAAUCCUGGUCUUCUACCUCCCGUCUGACUGUGGAGAGAAGAUGACGCUCUGCAUCUCCGUGCUGCUGGCGCUCACUGUGUUCCUGCUGCUGAUCUCCAAGAUCGUCCCACCCACUUCACUGGACGUCCCUCUCGUGGGGAAGUACCUGAUGUUCACCAUGGUCCUGGUCACUUUCUCUAUCGUCACCAGUGUAUGUGUGCUCAAUGUACACCACCGCUCGCCCACCACACACACCAUGCCCCCUUGGGUUAAACUGGUGUUCCUCAACAAGCUUCCUGCUUUGCUCUUCAUGCGCCAGCCCAGGAACAGCUGCGAGCGCCAGCGGCUGCGCCAAAGAAGGAGGGCCCAGGAACAGAGGGAGGGUGGGCGCAGUGGGGAAGCAGGGGCUUUGAUGGUGGGGCUCGGCCUGGGCAGUGCUGGAGGGAACGGAGGGGGAACCACCACAGGGGUGUUCGGCAAGGAGGACAGUGACCCUUGUACCUGCUACGUGAACCGGGCUUCUGUUAAACAGUUUGGAGGAGAUCUGGGAGGUGCAGGAGGGGGAUCCAUGGACGGGCUGAACAGGGUGAGGGAAGGACGGGAAGGGGGAUCUGGAAACCUGCCACGGGGGAAGCAAGCAACAGGAGGUCCUGCUCUGACUCAGGCCCUGCUGGCUCAAGCCUGUCCGGGCUUUGAGGAGGCUGUGGAAGGAGUACGUUUCAUCGCCAACCACAUGAAGAGUGAGGAUGAUGAUCAGAGUGUGAGCGAGGACUGGAAAUACGUUGCCAUGGUGAUUGACCGGCUCUUCCUGUGGAUCUUCGUGUUUGUGUGCGUGUUCGGCACAUUGGGCAUGUUCAUGCAGCCGCUUUUCCAGAAUUACACAGUCAAGACCAUCACCAGCUCGCCUGGCUGACCGAUCGCUGACAGCGAACACAAUGACGGACAGCUCCCCCAACCAGUCAGCACAGCAGGACAAGGGCUGGAGGUGGUAGGGGGGCAGGUCUUGGUUUUAUUGUCUGUUGAACUGGAACCAGAACUGGAACUGAACAGCAAUCACGCCCAUUACCUUUAUAGUAACGUUUUUUGCAACGAACAACAGUUUUUCUUGUAUGAAGAGAAAAAGGAAAACACCAUCAUACUUAUACCUGCAGUUUUUUGUCCAUAUGUUAAAUGGACUGACCUCCCCUUUCUGGUGGAAAGGUCCCUCCCUGCUCUCCUCUUCAGCCAGUCAAGGAGCGAAGAUGUUCUGAUUUGCUCUUUGUUGAACCUCAAGGCAAUCAACACUUUCUGCUUGACGCUGACUGCUUAAUUGACACAUGACAUGCCCGCCUUCAACUAUGACAUUACUCAUUCAUAAUAUUGACUGAUGUCAGGAGCUAAUCAGAAAGGGAAGGGAGGUUCAUAUCAAGGUUCUUAUACAUUUAUUUUAUUUUUUCAGAAAUCCACUAUGUCAGUGAACUGAUUCAGUAUAUUUUAUCAUAGCAUAGCGGCUUACCACAGUAUAGCAUUAGGAAUAUAUUAUUAAGAUUUCUCUAUGUGUUAGCUCAUGCAAGGGUCUGUUGGUGGUAGAGAGGCUACGGUGUGUUGUAUGAUUGUAUAGAUUAAACAAGAAUGUGAUAUAAACUGUAUACACAGCCUGUGAUGCGCACACUAACACAAUAUGUGUACAAGCGACAGAUUGUGAUGGAACAUACAUAGAGGGGACUUGAAUUAAACAAAGAACCAGGUUGCAUUAUUAGAUGAAAGUCAAAAGGAUAAAGUAAUAGAUUAUGCAUGGACAGUUUUUUGCUUAGAGAGUUGUGCACAUUAAGUAGAGAACAGCAGCAGCCUGCUGUGACAGGGUGCGCAGCUGCAGUGAGAUGAGUCUAGCUCCUACGAAACUGAGGAAUCACAGCCAAGAUGGUGGAUAGGACCUCCUGUAUGAUGGGCCGUGGUUUCUCCAAGAUGGAGUAUUUAGAGCUCAGUUGAGAUGGCGCAAAGAUCAGUAUUGGAAAAAGUUACAUGUACAUCAAAUUAUAUUGAUAGAAGGAUGGGAAUUUUAUCAUGGAAAUUAAGCUAUUGUGAGUAUUAAUAUGUAAUUUCAUAUUUCAGUAUGUAAUGUUCAGAGCAUAUGUAUACAUGUAUGCGUGUGUGUAUGUAUGUGUAUGCGUGCCC
Morone saxatilis (striped sea-bass) is the source of this 2824-nucleotide messenger RNA. It is a transcript of the gene chrnb2, whose product is annotated as cholinergic receptor, nicotinic, beta 2. Gene Ontology annotation, cellular component: neuron projection; synapse; postsynaptic membrane. Lineage: Eukaryota; Metazoa; Chordata; Actinopteri; Moronidae. Gene Ontology annotation, biological process: signal transduction; nervous system process; monoatomic ion transmembrane transport. Gene Ontology annotation, molecular function: transmembrane signaling receptor activity; acetylcholine-gated monoatomic cation-selective channel activity. The record is from RefSeq and is a predicted model, not a curated record.